UAGAAAACAUGUUUUUAUGGCGCUCUUCAGACAGUUAGCUGACUAAACUUGCCGUAAAAGACGAACUAUAUUUGUUAUGAAAUAUUUUGAAGGUUUCAAGACAAAGAAGAGGAAAUGCCAUAAAAGAAGUGGUCCAGCAGCCAGCCGCAAGUCUGACAGCCUCACACAUGGCCAACUGCCACAACUUACUACCUCAGCCUCGGAGAAAAGAUUAACAAGUACGAAAGCCAGAGGAACCCUGCAGGAGACCAUCCAGGGGGACAAAGAAAAAGCGGAGAAAAGAAUCCUCAACACCUUGCUCUGUUUAUGGAUACUGAUGCGGAACCCACUUCCACUCUCCUCUUAGCGUCAUCCUCUCUCUCCUCUCAUUGCAGACGAGGACAAGAGUGCUCUCUCCCUCUUCCGUCAGCUUUUGCGAAGCUCUGACAGUGCAGCGUAUCCCCACCGCUCCCCCUCCCCAGCCCCCACUCAGCGCCACCAUCUCUCCCACCACCCUCAAACCCCCUUCCCCCAGAAGGAAUAGACGGAUUACUGCUAACUGUGCACACGGCAGCAUACAGCUGCUCUGACCAGGGCCAGCCCAACAUUGGGAGGAAGCAAGAGGAGCGCAGAGGAUGAGAGAAGAGGGGGGUGACUGUGCCGGGAGUUCUUUACCCUUUUUUUGUCUCUCAGCCUUUGUCACAACAGGGCUAAUCAGCGACCGACAAGCCCUUGGCAAAGUCACAGUAAGGGAGGUCUCUCACCCAAACAGACGACUAACCAACGAGGCUACACAUGGACCAAAAGCUGACAGAAAAGAGGAUUUUUUUCCCCCUUUAAAUGUCAGUUUGUCACCUUUUUCUCCUCCUCCUCUGUUGUAAUUAACUGCGGAAUGGAUGGUUGUGAUUUAUCCACAGAGGAGCUGCAUCUUGGAAUCUGCAGCUUAACAGGGGGUAGUUUGUAGGAAACCACAGAAUCCAGGCACCUUCUAAGACUUCAUGGCCUUACCUUUGGCUGUGAGUAUUUUUAAUCUGUUCUGAGUCUCAAAUAUCAGGAGCCAUUUUGUACCCUUCAUUAAUAGAGGGCCAUAUCAAGAAAACAUUUAUCUUAUGUCAUUCAAUGAAAAGGAGUUAUAAAUAAAUGGGAUGCACUACUGCUGCUUUUAACUUCUGGAAAACAGCAAAAGAGAGCACUUUGAAACUAAUGAGAAUCCUCCUGCACUGCCGAUGGAAGUUGGGAGCCUCGAGUUGCUCCAGCCAGGCUAGGGCGGUCUGUCCUUUGGUGUGUCCCGUCUCCCCCCACCAUGCAGAAUAAUGAGCCCUCUACACCAUGAGUCCGUUGGGCCAGGUUAGUGUGCAGCCUACCUGGAACACAGCCCUGCUCGCCGUGCUCUCUCUCAUGGUGCCUGCUCUCAGUAUGUGCCAGUCCACAGGCCCUGAGAUGGGCUCAGUUAACACACAAAACUGUCCAGGUGUGUGCUCCUGUACUAACCAGCUCAGCAAAGUGGUGUGUACACGCAGAGGCCUGAUUAGGGUCCCUCCGAACAUCCCAGCCAACACAAGAUACCUGAACCUAAUGGAAAACAGCAUAGAGACUAUACAAGCAGACACAUUCCGACAUCUACAUCAUCUGGAAGUAUUGCAGCUGGGCAGGAAUGCUAUCAGGCAGAUUGAAGUAGGGGCAUUUAAUGGCUUGACUAGUCUCAAUACUUUGGAGCUAUUUUACAACCGAUUAACAGUCAUACCCAGUGGAGCUUUUGAGUAUCUCUCAAAGUUAAGAGAACUGUGGCUUAGAAACAAUCCUAUUGAGAGCAUUCCCUCUUAUGCCUUUAACCGUGUCCCUUCACUCAUGAGACUGGACCUGGGUGAACUGAGGAAGCUGGAGUACAUCUCUGAUGGAGCAUUCGAGGGUCUACAUAACCUCAAGUAUCUAAAUUUGGGGAUGUGCAGUCUAAGAGAGUUCCCUAAUUUGUCACCUUUAGUUGGAUUAGAGGAGUUGGAGAUAUCAGAGAAUGUUUUUCCAGAACUGAAGCCUGGGGCCUUCUACGGGCUAAAGAAUUUACGCAAACUUUGGAUUAUGAACUCUGCCAUCACAAACAUUGAAAGAAAUGCAUUUGAUGACAUUACAGCUUUGGUGGAGCUCAAUCUAGCCCAUAAUAAUUUAUCAUCUCUGCCCCAUAACCUCUUCACACCUCUACAGUACCUGGUGGAGCUGCAUCUACACCACAACCCUUGGCGCUGUGACUGUGAUGUAGUUUGGCUCUCUUGGUGGCUCCGAGAAUACAUUCCCACAAACUCCACCUGUUGUGGACGCUGCCACACCCCAGUCAACAUGAGAGGAAGAUACUUGGUGGAAGUUGAUCAGACAACCUUUCAGUGUUCGGCACCGGUCAUACAUGACGCUCCAAGGGAUCUGAACAUUUCAGCAGCAAGAGUGGCAGAGCUGAAGUGCCGUACAGCUGCCAUGAGCUCAGUACGAUGGCUUCUCCCCAACGGGACUGUGUUAACUCAUGGUUCUGCUCAUCCAAGAAUAUCUGUCCUUAAUGAUGGAACACUGAACUUCUCCAAUGUUCUCCCAUCAGAUAUUGGAGUCUACACAUGCAUGGUGAGCAACAUGGCAGGAAAUUCCAAUGCCUCUGCCUACCUAAACGUCAGCAAUGCUGAACUCAACACGUCUAAUCUGUCCUACUUUACAACUGUAACAGUGGAAGUGUUGGAGCCUAAAGUUGAGGAGACCCCUAAACCUAAGCCCACUGUCCCUGCUUCACCCUCAGUCUUUCAACCUGUCUUUAUCUCCACACCAACUGUGCUUUUCCAAAAUACCCAGACUCCAAGGCAGGUGUCAGUUCCCACUGCCAAAGUCCCUAGUGGGCCAGCUGCCAGUCUGGAUGAGGUGAUGAAAACCACAAAAAUCAUAAUUGGCUGUUUUGUAGCUGUUACCUUGCUGGCAGCUGCCAUGUUAAUAGCAUUCUACAAACUGCGUAAGAGACAUCAACAGAGGAGUACGGUGGCAGCAGCCAGGACCAUAGAGAUCAUACAGAUGGAAGAACAGGUUCCUCCUGUUCCACCGCCCACAUCUGGAUCUAGUGGCUCUGAUGAUAUGGUAUUGCCGACAUUAGUGGAACACAACAGCAACACGUUUAAGCCUGGCUAUGUGUCAUCUUCGUCCUCAUCUCGACAAGGGAGCUACGGAGCCCACUGGACUCAGAACAAUUCUCUUCACCGCUCAGUCAGGCACCAUCACAGCCACAUCAGCACCAUUGCUGAUCCUUACGUCAUCAAAACUACUCACGGCAAAGAGAAGGUUCAGGAGACCCAAAUCUGAGCAAUGCUCCCUGUGGAUCUAUCUAAGACUCUGUCCAAUCUCAUCUUCUCUUAUCUGCUCACAAGUCCAUGCAAUAGAAUGCACAAAGAGCAAAACUUUCUUUUGUACAAAUAUGUGCAAAACAUUUUUUUUCUUUCUUGUACAUGCCUAUACAUAAAUAUAUAAAUAUGAAAAAAAUACAAAUAUAUAUGACCUUAAUGUCAGACAGUGGUAAAACAUGCAGAUUCUAUUAGAAAAGAAAGUACUUUGAAACUAUUUUCUAAUAACUGGUGACUUGUAUUUAAAAAAAUCAUAAUAAUAAACUGCUUUUUUGACUGAAAAGUGAAGGUAGUACUGUCUAAUGUAAGAAAAGAGGCAUUAAGUUGGUUUUAAAUCAAUAUUUAGAACAUCUUUAUAAAGACAUUCAUUUCUCCAAAUGUGCACACCAGUUUUUACUUUGCCAGUUGUUAUAUGCAAUGAAACAGUAUUUUAAAGAUUAAGAAACCUAAAAUAAAAGGCACAUAAGCAAAAGCAAGAUAGACACAAACAUUUGUCCAAUAGCAGCAAAAUGGCACAGAUAGAUUGUGCUGUUCAGUAGCUAUCAGCCAAAUGCUUUUGGUACUGCAGUGUAUAUCUGCGGCUAAGGUUUAACCCUUUGUUGGCUGAAGCAAACUUGUGUUUCUUUGACAGUGCCAGUCCUUCUUUGUAGUGUGUCCAAGUGUGUUUUUUUUAGUGUGCACAAAUUUCCCCACUGGUUCAACUGACAAAAAGUGAAAUGCAAAUCUAAUAACAGUUGUUGCAAAAUGUUGUUUUUUCUGUUAUCAGUUGCAUUUUUUUCUGUUCUUCUUAGAUUUUGACAUGCUUCUUAUUGGCUUGUGUAGUGUUUAGGGCUAAUUUAGUAAUGCAUUACUGCAGUUGCCUGACUUGUCUCUGCAAGGGCUCAUCCCAAUGUUUUUUUUUUUCAAAAGAACAUACAUGUGUUUCAGUAUUACAAGGCUUUGCUGACGACUCUGGGGGGAAAAACACAGAGAUUUGAAGUGAAACAAAUGAAUGUCUGGUACUGGGGCUUUUCCAUGGACAUUGAAACAUUACUUUGUGUUUUCCUUUUUUUUUUUUUAGCAGCACUAUUUUUAUGGAGAGACAAUGAGGCUAUAAAAAUCAUAAUAAAACUUUGGUUUGUAUUUCUCUAAUCAGAAAGAGUUUCCUCUGAUGUGUAUUUUUUCUCAGUAUAUUUGUAUGUGUGUAAGUUGUUCAGUCAUAAAAGCUGGAGGCAGUAAUGUAACUGAUAUCCCACACAAACUCCUGUCCUACGGUCCUAUGCAUUUACUUAGUGUCUGCAUGAAUGGGUCUUUAAGUAAUUGGUGUACAAUGCUGAAUUAUACCUCACAGUGGGGCUCUAUGCAGGUCAGAUAGGCUGGUGGUGUAAUGCCUCAGCUUAGUUCUUAACAUUGAUUUCCCAGUGAAUGUAAAGGGGGGAAAUACAUGUAUCACAGUUCUACACAGCUUGGCUUUCUUUUCCUUACAAACACAUCUACAGGUUCUAGUUAUUUUCCGAAUCUUAUAUUAAUCAAUCAAAAAAAUAUAUAAAUGCAUAUGUUGUGUUGAUAUUAUGUAAAAAAAGAAAAAAAUUGAGAAAAUUUAAGUCAGCGCAAUGCGCCUUGAACAAAGCAAGUGCAAGAAAUCAAAUUGUUUUCUAUUAUACCUUUUUUUCAAAUGUUAUGUGUGUUAAUAAAUUUCUGAGCAAUGAUUUUUGGUUUCAGCUACAAGGCCAGCUACUAUAAAUAAGUGUGGCUUGUCUCUGUGAUGACCAGCCAUUUAACAGUUUCCUAUGUGUUUGACUGAUUUUGACACGUGCUUUUCAGCCCUUCAAGGUUACCAGUCAUUUAAAAUGUCAUUUAAAAUUGAUAUAAAGAGGAAAUUUAAGUAUGA
Austrofundulus limnaeus is the source of this 5211-nucleotide messenger RNA. RefSeq names its product leucine rich repeat containing 4.2 (gene lrrc4.2). Gene Ontology annotation, molecular function: protein binding. The transcript has 3 exons. NCBI's taxonomy places the organism in Eukaryota, Metazoa, Chordata, Actinopteri, Cyprinodontiformes, Rivulidae. Gene Ontology annotation, biological process: excitatory synapse assembly; modulation of chemical synaptic transmission; postsynaptic density protein 95 clustering. The record is from RefSeq and is a predicted model, not a curated record. Gene Ontology annotation, cellular component: glutamatergic synapse; plasma membrane; postsynaptic density membrane. The coding region runs from base 1309 to 3303 and encodes 664 amino acids.